GGACCCUGCUGACGUUGAGAUUUGGCUACCCGGCCUGGAGUGCGCUCCUGAGCCGUGUGCAUGAGUGUAUCCCCGUACUUGAGCCACGAGGACUGGCUAUGGUGGCCCAUUCUGCCGCCAAGCUGGGCUGGCGGGACGAACAGCUAGCGAGAGAGCUAAGUGCUGCAGCUGCAGCCAAAGUGCAAGUGCUGAGCAGCACGGACCUGGCAAAGAUUUGUUGGGCGAUGUCGAAGCUAGACCUAGUGGAAAACUUCGAAGAUCUUUGGCAGCUCCUUGAGAAAACAACAAUCCGGCGGGCAGCAGAGGCGAAGUCCGUGGAUUUGUCCAUGAUUGCCUGGGCCUUUGGGAAUGCCUGCAGGGGGAGCCAGGAGCUUUGCAAAGAAAUCUCUGUGGCUGCCAGACGACUGUUGGACGACUUGACAACACAGUGCCUGGCAAAUAUUGCAUGGGUGUGUGCAAGGUUGGAGGCUCCAAAUAGAGAACUUUGCGAUGCCAUCAUUCAGAAGGCCAAGACCAUGGUGGCGGAGUUUACAGAACUUGAUGUGUCCCGUCUCUGCUGGGCAUUGGCCAAGCUGGAGGCGACCGACGUUGAACUGUUCGAGUCACUGGCAGACCAUGCGGUGCAGAUGGGCUUUGUGCGACGCUUCAGUGCCCAAAUGGCCUCGCAGCUGGCUUGGGCCUUCGCAGCGGCCAAGGUGGUACAUGUGCCACUGCUGGAGGCGCUGAGCGGCUACGUUGCGAAGCACUUGCAUGUCAUGGAGCCUGAGCAGGUGGCAAGCUGCGCCUGGGCGUUUGGGUCUUUUGAGGCAUUGACUCCAUUUUCUGAGCCAGGCCUUGUGGCAUCCUUCAUCAGCAUCUCAAGAGGUGGCAAGCUCUUGAACUUCCAGGCUGAUGAGUUCUGUGCCCUGGCAUGGGCCUUUGCCAAGCUUGGCCUGGAUGACCAGGAACUUUUGCAAGAUUUGCUUCAAGUCUCGCUCAAGCGGGCGCCCGAAGUGGAUUCCACCAGUUUGAUCAAUUUGCUGGGAUCGUUGGUGGCUCUGUGCUUUGACGGAAGUGACGUUCUCAAAAAAGAUUUUCCAUGCAUCCUGGAAAUUGCGCUUCAGCGCUUCACUGCCGAAAGCUUGAGCCCCAACGAGCUGCACAGCGUUUGCCACUCCUUGUGCAGGGCCGGCUGUUUGACCGAUGCAAUGCAUUUGGCAGAAGCAAAUGACUCUGAUGCCCGGCUGCUCGGGCUCUUCUUAGGAACAGCAGAAAGAAUAGGCAGCGAGACGGGACCUUUCUGGAGCCGCCUGGCUGACUUUGCAUCUACGGGGCCUUUGCGAGCCGUAUGUCUUUGGGCUCAGAGCCCAGAGAGCGUUUUGAGCUGUGAGAUGGGUGAGGAGGAUUCUGAGAAGGGGGAGCUGUUUGAACUGGGAAGGUUGUUGUCAGAAGUGGUGCAGCACGAGCAAAGUGGGGCUGACAUUCUGCAGUGUGUAGAAGAGUUCGGAUCUUCGUGCAAAAGCCUCGACGUUUGUUUGGGCACUCGCGAAGCUGUUCUGGACGAGCUGGCCUCCCAGCAGCCACAGCUUACCCUGGUCCUUGGAGGCUGGAGCGCUGGGCUCCGUCUGGCUGCGCGGGCCCAGGAGUACAGCGGGCAUGUCGUCACUUUACAUCAGGACCCAUUUCACACCGCUGUUGCACGGUAUAUCACCAAGAAAGCAGGUCUCAGCGGUUCUUUGCAGCACAUGCUGGGUGAUCUUGAAGACGUGCUGGAGAAACUCCUUGAGUCUUAUGGAGAGAGCUCUGUCGACAUGGUGCUGCUUCAAGGAGGAACCGACAACGACUACUUGACCCAACUGCAAAGGGCCCACAAACUCAGGCUUUGGACUUCUGGCCGAGUAGUUGCAGACCACUUGCUGCGCAAGGGCUCCCCACUCUUCCUUUGGACUUGCGCGCCCCACAAACUGGAGCUAGUGCAAGUCACAGACCACCAAGGUGCAGAUUGGAUGGGUCUUUGCCAUCUACCGACGCUGGAGUGCCCCAGCACUUCCGGUUGGAUCUCAGGUCUAGCGUCUCUGGUGACUGAGUCAAGAAGUGCGUGGAGGGUCCAACGGCUCUUGCACGGAAGCAGCGGGACCACAGGCCACCUUCAGGAGAAAAUGAUUGCUUUUGCGAGCCAGCUGGGCCUCCAACCAUCAGCACGCUUGCAGGGAGUCUCCAAGCGCCCACUACCCG
This is a messenger RNA of Durusdinium trenchii, 2214 nucleotides long. Lineage: Eukaryota; Dinophyceae; Suessiales; Symbiodiniaceae. The record is from the annotation of a GenBank genome assembly.